UCCUUAAAUAAAUCCAACAGUUAUGUAUAGGAAGUGGUUGGUUUCCAUUUGCGGACCCAAAGCCUCCAACGACAACACACCUAACUAAGUGCAAAACAGAGUUCCAUAACGAUGUCGUUUCCGGAGGAUCCGGUGGUAAAGUCCGAGAUUUCUCCGCCGAAUUCAUACGGCGCUGUGGUCCUCGGCGGUACCUUUGACCGUUUACACAACGGCCACCGCCGCUUUCUCAAGGCAGCGGUAGAGCUGGCAAGGGAUCGAAUAGUAGUUGGAGUUUGUGACGGACCGAUGUUGACUAACAAGCAGUUCUCAGAUAUAAUACAGCCCAUUGAGGAAAGGAUCCAUAAUGUUGAAAAUUACAUCAAGUCUAUCAAGCCAGAGCUGGUAGUGCAAGUUGAACCUAUCACAGACCCCUAUGGCCCUUCAAUUGUAGAUGAAAAUUUGGAGGCAAUUGUUGUCAGCAAGGAGACAUUACCAGGUGGACUGUCAGUUAAUAAGAAAAGAGCGGACAGAGGUUUUUCACAACUAAAGAUUGAAGUUGUAGAUCUGGUUUCUGAAGAAUCUAGUGGAGAGAAACUAAGUUCGACAACAUUAAGGAAGCUUGAGGCUGAGAAGGCCAAGAAACAACAGGUGGAGUGGGUUUUGCAAAUUCUUGCAAAGAUGAAUGAUCUUAUGACAAAAUCGUUCUUAAGUUAUGUGGAACUGAAGAGACAGGCCCAGAAGGACCUUGAAGACAAUCGUGAAGACUCUGACGAACCGAACCUCUCUCAGUUCUUUCAGGAAGUUGAUGCAAUCAAGGCCGAAAUGGAAGAGAUCACCAAUCUCUUGUUUGAUAUUCAACACCUGAAUGAAGAGACAAAGUCUACCCACAGCGCUAAAGUUCUUCGCGGGCUAAGAGACAGAAUGGAUGCAGACAUGGUUGCAGUUCUCCGAAAAGCCAAGACUGUCCAGGCAAGGCUAGAAGCGCUUGAUCGAUCCAACGUGAGCAAUCGCAAAAUCUCAGAAGCAUACAAAGAGGGAACUCCUGUUGAUAGGACAAGGAUGUCGGUCACGAGUGGUUUGAGAGUCAAGCUCAGGGAAAUGAUGAAUGAUUUCCAGUCCCUGAGAGAAAAGAUUCUGUCAGAUCACAAGGAGGAUCUCAAGAGGAGGUACUACACUGCAACCGGUGAAGUACCAAGCGAGGAGGUGAUUGAAAAGAUGGUUUCAGGGGCUGUGAAAGUUCAGUUAUUUGAAGGGAAAACAGAGGUGGAUUUGAGGAGUAAAGAGAGGCACGAGGCCGUGGUGGAUAUUCGCAGGAGCUUGAAUAAGCUUCAUCAGGUCUUCCUUGACAUGGCUGUUCUGGUUGAGACGCAAGGGGAAAAGGUUGAUGACAUUGAAGAGAAUUUGGCCGGUGCCGGUAACUUUAUCAGUGGGGGAACUAACAGUCUUUACUACGCCAGUCAAAUGAAGAAGAACAAGAAAUGGGCUCACUGGGUUUGCGCUGUAGUGCUGAUUAUACUGUUGGUGUGCAUCAUUUCUACGUUGGCUUCUUGAUGGAACAAGGCAGAA
This is a messenger RNA of Alnus glutinosa, 1545 nucleotides long. RefSeq names its product syntaxin-112-like. Bases 112 to 1530 code for a protein of 472 amino acids. Gene Ontology annotation, molecular function: pantetheine-phosphate adenylyltransferase activity; dephospho-CoA kinase activity. The transcript has 7 exons. Gene Ontology annotation, cellular component: membrane. The record is from RefSeq and is a predicted model, not a curated record. Lineage: Eukaryota; Viridiplantae; Streptophyta; Magnoliopsida; Fagales; Betulaceae. Gene Ontology annotation, biological process: vesicle-mediated transport; coenzyme A biosynthetic process.